Messenger RNA from Prorocentrum cordatum, 1377 nucleotides. The record is from the annotation of a GenBank genome assembly. NCBI's taxonomy places the organism in Eukaryota, Dinophyceae, Prorocentrales, Prorocentraceae.
AUGCGCGAGGCGAUCUGCAUCCACAUCGGCCAGGCAGGGGUUCAGAUCGGAAACGCUUGCUGGGAGCUUUUUUGCCUCGAGCAUGGCAUCCAACCCGACGGGCAGAUGCCCUCCGACAAGACGAUCGGGGGCGGGGACGACGCCUUCAACACCUUCUUCUCGGAGACGGGUGCUGGCAAGCACGUUCCGCGUUGUGUGAUGGUGGAUCUUGAGCCCACCGUGAUUGACGAGGUCCGCACCGGCACUUACCGCCAGCUUUUCCACCCCGAGCAGCUGAUCUCUGGGAAGGAGGAUGCGGCCAACAAUUUCGCGCGCGGCCACUACACGAUCGGCAAGGAGAUCGUCGAUCUGGUCCUGGACCGCAUUCGGAAACUCGCCGACAACUGCACUGGGCUCCAGGGAUUCAUGAUCUACAAUGCCGUCGGCGGAGGGACCGGCUCCGGGCUCGGCUGCCUGAUGCUGGAGCGCCUGUCCGUGGACUACGGGAAGAAGACGAAGGUCUCCUUCACCGUGUGGGCGUGCCCGCAGAUCGCCACCGCGGUCGUGGAGCCCUACAACACGGUGCUCUGCGUGCACUCCCUGCUGGAGCACACGGACAUCACCAUCAUGUACGACAAUGAGGCAUUGUACGACAUUUGCAGGCGGAACCUUGACAUCGAGCGCCCCACCUACACGAACUUGAACAGACUCUUAGCCCAGAUCAUAUCCUCGCUAACGGCGUCGUUGCGCUUUGACGGCGCGCUCAACGUGGACAUCACGGAGUUCCAGACGAACUUGGUUCCGUACCCGCGCAUCCAUUUCAUGCUCUCGAGCUACGCACCGGUGAUCUCCGCAGAGAAGGCUUACCAUGAGCAGCUCUCUGUGGCGGAAAUCACCAUGUCCGUGUUCGAGCCCUCUGCCAUGUUUGUCAAGUGCGACCCCCGCCACGGCAAGUACAUGGCGUGCUGCAUGAUCCGGCUGCGCUGCUGCGCGAAUCCGCUGCCGUGUGCUAAGGACGUGAACGCAGCCGUUGCCACGAUCAAAACGAAGCGCACCAUCCAGUUUGUAGAUUGGUGUCCUACCGGCUUCAAGGUCGGCAUCAACUACCAGCCGCCCACCGUGGUGCCCGGCGGUGACCUGGCUAAGGUGAUGCGGGCGUGCUGCAUGAUCAGUAACUCCACGGCCAUCGCGGAGGUGUUCUCCCGCAUCGAUCAUAAGUUCGACCUCAUGUACUCUAAGCGUGCGUUCGUACACUGGUACGUCGGCGAGGGCAUGGAGGAGGGCGAGUUUUCUGAGGCUCGCGAGGAUCUGGCUGCGCUAGAGAAAGACUACGAGGAGGUCGGCAUCGAGACCGCCGAGGGGGAGGGCGAGGAAGAGGGCUACGGCGAUGAAUUCUGA